This is a messenger RNA of Stegastes partitus (bicolor damselfish), 920 nucleotides long. It is a transcript of the gene rln3a, whose product is annotated as relaxin 3a. The record is from RefSeq and is a predicted model, not a curated record. The transcript is spliced from 2 exons. Bases 1 to 444 code for a protein of 147 amino acids. Gene Ontology annotation, cellular component: extracellular region. Lineage: Eukaryota; Metazoa; Chordata; Actinopteri; Pomacentridae. Gene Ontology annotation, molecular function: G protein-coupled receptor binding; hormone activity.
AUGUGGAAAGCCGUGGCUCUGGCUGUGUGUCUGUUUGUGGCUGGAGUUCAGCCCAUGGAGGACCCAACGUACGGGGUGAAGCUCUGUGGCCGCGAGUUCAUCCGAGCAGUUAUCUUCACUUGUGGAGGUUCACGAUGGAGACGGUCACUCAGGAGUGCAGAUGUUUCAGAAGACCCUUUCAGCUCCCGUCAGGAUGAGUCCUCAGAAGGCUUGAACCACAACUUUGUGGUGGAGAAUCUCCUUCAAAGAAACAGAGAUCUGAGCUCGACAGCCAGAGACAACCAGGAUGCAGCGUUUAGCAGGCCUACCCGUUCCUUCAUCACCGAGGAGAUCCUGGAGGCUCUUCGCAAAGCCGACCGCAAAGGCCGGGAUGUGGUGGUGGGUCUGUCCAACGCCUGCUGCAAGUGGGGCUGCAGCAAGAGUGAGAUCAGCUCCCUUUGCUGAGGACCGCCGUGCACACGCUGGCAAACGUAUUGUACACAUUAAUAAACCGACAGACACACCAUCAUGUUUUCCUCCCUUCUCAUGAAUCUUAGGUAGUUUUAUAACCAGUGUUUCAGUUUAACAUGUAUGAUCUGCUCAAAGUGUUUCAUUUUUUUAGUUACUGGUGAUUUUUUUUAUGUCUCUUUGUAGGGAUACAUAAACAAGUAUUUCAAAAAUGUUAACAAAAUGCAUUAUAUGCUCUGUGAAGUAUAUAAUAUGUGUAUGGUUCUUUCAUUGCCAGCUGACUUGUUGCUGCUGCUGAGAACUCAAGGGAAUAAGAUGCUUUGUUAAAACAAUUUGACAGCAACUGCAUAAAGAGUCACUCAUGUUCAGUCUCGUCUUGUUUGUGAAUCACUUUGCUUUUGUGUCCCAUCACACAGAGCGCUAAAUGAGCUGCAAGUUCAGACCCAUGAUAACAACAAUAAAAAGUGUUAUAC